UCCCCUCCCCCCUCACUCACACACACACACACAACACACACCCACACCGCGGCCACAGGAGGAAGAUGGCGACCGCCAUGUACUUAGAGCACUACCUGGACAGUAUUGAGAACCUUCCAUGUGAACUACAAAGGAAUUUCCAGCUGAUGCGUGAACUGGAUCAGAGAACAGAAGAUAAGAAAGCAGAAAUUGAUCUUCUUGCAGCAGAAUAUAUUUCAACUGUGAAGAAUCUCUCUCCAGAGCAGCGAGUGGAGCACCUCCAGAAGAUCCAGAAUGCGUACAGCAAAUGCAAAGAGUACAGUGAUGAUAAAGUACAGCUGGCUAUGCAGACCUAUGAAAUGGUGGAUAAACACAUUCGGCGGCUUGAUGCGGACCUGGCACGUUUUGAAGCAGAUCUGAAAGAUAAGAUGGACGGCAGUGAUUUUGAAAGUCCUGGAGGACGAGGGUUAAAAAAGGGUCGAGGUCAAAAGGAGAAGAGAGGCUCCCGGGGUCGAGGAAGAAGAACAUCAGAGGAAGACACACCGAAGAAAAAAAAACUUAAAGGAGGAUCUGAGUUCGCUGAUACUAUCCUAUCUGUACACCCCUCUGAUGUCUUGGACAUGCCAGUAGAUCCCAAUGAGCCAACAUACUGCCUGUGCCACCAGGUGUCUUAUGGAGAAAUGAUUGGUUGUGACAAUCCAGAUUGUCCUAUUGAGUGGUUUCACUUUGCUUGUGUGGACCUUACCACCAAACCAAAAGGAAAAUGGUUUUGUCCCCGCUGUGUUCAGGAAAAGAGAAAGAAGAAAUAAAGAAGAAACACUGAAAUGAAGAAUAAUUUAAUAUAUUCCUUCUUUCAUAUUGCAAUAUUUUAUCUUUAUUUUCCAAACUACCUUCCUGUGUUGGAUUUAUAUUUAAUUACCCUUUGGCCAGUUGUAAUUCUCGGUAUCUCAAAAGAAGCCGUCUCAAAAAGGUAGUGAAGCGGAGGGAGUUGGGGAAGGGAGGGAGGGGGGGAGAGAGAGAGUAAGGAGAGAAGAUUUUAGGGAAAAUUGCCAUAGCGAUUUUAUUUUCAUUUCUAUAUGGAUCUCAGUAUAGCACUGAACGUGGUGGUAACACUAAGUAACCCCAGCUGUAGUCAGAUGGGACAUUUGCUAGUAUGCUAGGAGAUGUGGGACCGCCAGAGAGGAGUGCAUGGAAAUUAAGUCGAUGGGCACCUUUUUAACCUGGUGUACUGCCAUUUCUUGGAAAGUGUACUUUGCUUAAUAUCUUUGUAGUUUUCUAGAAAUAUUUCAUAUCGCACCAGGGGAUUCCAACACUUUUUAUCUACCACUGUAAGCACAUUUUCCCCUUUGUGAGUGAGAUGCAUGUGGUGUACAGGAACUCUGGUGGCCUAGUGUUCGCCAGCAAAGGAUCCUUUUUAAAGUCUCAUCUCUAACUCUGAAGCCAGUGACUGUGUACUUUUGGUAAGGACUACUCUUAUAUGCUUGUUGAGGGUGUUAGAUUUCUUACCCUUAGGAAGUAAUUUCUGCUUUAUUGUGCACCCCGCCCUUUUUGUUUGAAUUUUCACUCCUUCCCUCUAAAUAGGGUUGGAUUUACCCAUUCUGGAGAAAGACGGCUCUUCAUUAGCUAAGGGCAAGUCAACAGAAAUGAGGGAUGGCGUUGUCCUAGCUGAUUUACUAAUGCCCCGUUUCUCUGGAAUUUCCUGAAGUUUUUACUGUGAAGACAAGUUUAGUGUUUGAGCAUGAAGAUAGUGGGGUCUGAUGUAUAUAUGAAGUGAAAGUCCAGUCUACUAAGGCCUGAUUAUAUAUCUAUGUUGCACAUUGCUAGAUCAACAAGAAAACAAGUUGAAUCCUAGGGAAUAUAAUAAUGUGAUAUGAUGUGUGAAUUCUUGUAAUGCUGCAGCAGUUCUGAAGCUGUUUGACAUGAGUUAUACUGAAGUAUACUUUUUACUUAAUCAGAAUUCAUCACAAACUAAUUUAAAGCAAAUCGUUUUGGAAAGAUUUUAAAUCAUUCAUACUUGGGAGCCAAAUUGCUUUUUUUUUUUUUAAUCAUUUGAAAUGCCUGUCUGAUUCCUAGAUAAGGUUGAGGUUUGACAGUGCUCUUGGCAUUCCACAAGUCCCCUAUCAUGAGAUUAAGGCAAUGAAAGAGAAGUGCUGAGGAGCUCUACAAUCUAGAAAAAUGACAACGUGAAAAAAAUGUUGAUGUCAAAGUUCCUCUUUCUGUAAGACAAGAACCAUGUGGGAAGAGUGUGUCAUAGUUGAAUCUAUUCCCACUUAGUUUAUGCAGUAACAGCACUUUCUUAAACAUUGCUCCAGCUGUUCUCUGAUAUAUCCAACUUAUUGUUUGUCUCUGGUCUUUGAACAGACGGUAGUGUUGUCAUGGGAAAACUCAUGCUCAAUUACUGUAGGUUUUUGGUGACUGAUUAAGUUCUGAUUAUGUCGUCUAAAUUCUUGUGCUGUCACGUUAGACUUGCAAGAAAGAUGAAUGACUCCUGUUUCUUCAGCUUUGUUAUUUAAAAUGUGAUGUCAUGCUGAUUGCCAUUGUAACACAUCCCAUGCAGUGAUGUUUUGAAGUGUCAGUGUUUACAGGACUCCAUUUUGCCAUUUAAAAAUAACAGAGUACCACAAUUAACAUGCACACAAUGAUGUAAUAAAGAGGGAAAAUCUAGAGCGGAAUAGAAAAAUCUCCCCAACCAUUUUUUGGAAAGAGAGGGAGUGAUUUUGGUGUCUCAGCCUGAUCUGCUACUAGAAAAGUACAGUUAACUUUUGUCUAGAGAUUAAGCCUAUUAAGCCAGAGUGGGCCCAGUGUUUAUUUUUUUUUUUCUUCAGCUUAGAGGGGCCUGUACUUGGGUCCAAAGGGCAUGCAGAGGCAGAGUUGAUUUGGGGAUUAACCUAGGGUUAGGAAUCCCCUCUGGAGGGUCUCGGGGCGGUAACUGGUCAUUGGGCCUACUCAAGAAUGAAACUGAACCCUGGACCUGUCAGUCGGACCACUCCCAAUCUCAUGGGGUCCUUCAGACUAAGGGAUAACCUCGGGCAGAUCUGAACCUCCCAACCUGACGGUGAUCUGACCCCACGUUCCUUGGGCCUGAGCUGGAACCAAAUUGUCAUUUGGGGAAACCCCUGAGCCCAGUGUAAGGUAAGAUACAUAGCCAUUAUGUUUAAUUGCAAGUAAGAAAUUUGCUCUGUUCAGAAGAAGAAUAAACUUUCGGGCUCUACUUCGUUUUCUCCAUUAAUGCUCCGUUACCCGUCAACCCCUUUUCUCUGGGAGAAAAAUAUGUUUUUUCAAUAAUUUGUUCAGUGGAGUUCCCCUAAAUCUAAAAGUGUCUUCAGAGGGUUGCUGACUACAGCACAGAUGCAACCCAAAGCCAGAUCACAGCAAUAGCCCCAAUAAUGUGAGGUUGCCGAAUAUAAACUUACAUAUGCUGUUGCAUAUAUCAGACAAAUCCUUAGCAACUCUUUUCAAGUGGCGAUUGAGGGGGCAUAGGGGAUUGUCUUCCAGGUCGCCUAGAGAAGCAGAAGCCCAAGGGGCAGCACUGUAUAUAAAAGAAAAAGGGAUUUCUAGUGUAGGGACCACACUGAUCUAUUUUCUUCUGUAACCUCUCAGAUGCAUCAAGUCACUGGAGUUAUAGCAGAGGGGGUUUCACUGAGCAAUAAGCUGUCCAAAGAGUAAGACACUCUCCAACACUUGUCACAGAUUUAACAGUAUCUGUGCUUCAUUUCAGGGUUAUAGGGGUAAACUCUUUUUUUUUUUAAAUGAAGAAUCAAGCUUGAUUCUGGGUGUCAAAAAAUAUAGUUCUCCCAAAAUUAUAAUGUACAGAGUUUGAUAUUCUUUACCUUUGCUGAGAAGGUUAGAAGAAUUAUGGGGAAAUCUAAAAGAGAAACGUUCUCCUUCAUUAGAGAUCCCAAACAAGAUUUGUCAAAUGCGUGUGUAUUUAGUGGUGUUCAGCUUUACUUCAUUUCAUCCCAAGAGGAGGUGAUGCAGCUUUAACAUGAAUGUAAUGUUUUAUUUUCAAAGGAAUUAAAUAUUUGUUCCCUUUGUAAACGGAAGAGAAUAAUGUAAAUCUUUUUAUUAAAAAUACUGUAAAGAUGUAUAUCUGUAUUUUUGGAUCAUGUUAUAGAUUCUGGAUAUAUUGUUAUAAAUAAAAGUAUUUUUGGGAACAAA
Molecule: messenger RNA, 4137 nt
Organism: Ornithorhynchus anatinus (platypus)
Lineage: Eukaryota; Metazoa; Chordata; Mammalia; Monotremata; Ornithorhynchidae
Gene: ING5
Product: inhibitor of growth family member 5
Exons: 8
Coding region: 66-788 (240 amino acids)
Biological process (GO): positive regulation of DNA-templated transcription; positive regulation of apoptotic signaling pathway
Cellular component (GO): nucleus
Molecular function (GO): chromatin binding
Source: RefSeq, a predicted model, not a curated record